AUGUUAGGAACGGGAUUAUGCACCUUGCUGAAGGUGUUGGUGCUGGCGGGGGCGGUUGCCGCGCUCCUGCCGGAGGAUCUGGAGGAUCGCGCCGUCCCGGCCAGCCUCCAGGAGGAGUGCGCCUCCAAGUGCCCGAACCUGGACCUCACGCAGAAUCGAACGGACGACCUAAGCUCGGAGGUAGGAUGCGGGGUGCGGUGCAAGAUCGAUCAGUGUACAAAAGGCUGCGAAGCAUGGGAACAGGCGCUCGACACAAGCUGCCAAGCUGUUUGCAAUGGGACGCAGGAAUUGUUACCGCCGAAGGAAUUGUAUUGUGUACUGGGCUGCCACGAUGCUCUAAAUCGUUAUUUUCAGCAGCUCAAAGCGGAAAUCGGCAUCCCUCCGGCGCCCGCGUUGGUCGCGGAUUCAUUGACGGCGACGUCGCUCAGCCUCGAAUGGAAAGGCGUGGACAUCGACCGGCGUGCUGGAGGCAUUUCGUACCUGGUGCAAUGGAGGUACGAGGAACUAGCUGAGACGUGGCAGUAUUGCAGGAAUCAGUCAUGGGGUGAAGGUGAUCAGAUACUCGUCGAGAACUUGCAGCCGUAUACCAAGUACAGAUUUCGCGUAGCGCUGCUCCUGAAAUCGUCGCAGCACAAUCCGGAGCCGAUCGUGUCAGCGCCGAGCGUGGUAAUAUUAACACACGCGGCCGGUCUACCGACAUCAGCACCGGUAAUUGUAAGAGCGGCGGCGGUAGACAGCUACCGCGUCUCUGUGUCUUGGGAACCGGGCCCAUUCCCGAACGGGCCACUUUUGUCCUAUGUCCUGCGUCUGCAAGGGGCUGAACACUCCCAGCUUAAGGAUAUUCCAGUCUCCGAGAACACGGAUCAUUACAUGUUUCAAAACCUCGAGCCUAAUCAGAAUUAUUCUGUCAGCGUGACUAUGAGAAACGGGGUCGGCGAGGGCCCGCCAGCAACUAUCUACAUUUCUACGACACCAGAACCCACAGUCAAGGACACGCAGCUGCCGAUUCUCAUCGUUGGUGGCGAGCACGUAGUCUUGAAGCAAGGCGCGGAUCUGCUGGACAGUCCCAGUAUCGUCUACAAGACCGAGUCUGUAAUCCGAGGGGUGGCAAUACACGUGGCAUCCGCUCAGUUAUUCGUCUCCACCUCGUCGGGUUACGUUAAACGAACCUCGAUCAUUAAACCGUCCGAGCCGGAUAUCAUCCUGAGUCCUGAUCGCAUGAACUUCAAACCGUUAACCCUUUCUGUCGAUUGGCUGAAUCUUCAUCUGUACGUACUGGGAGAGGUGAAGCACGUGACAACGGUGUGGCAGAUAGCCAGGUGCAAUCUGGAUGGCAGGGGUUUGACAGUGGCCAUGGCUGGAUUGAUAACGAAACCGUCGCACGUCGAGGUCGACCCGUACAAUGGCUAUCUCUUCUGGGUCACCAGAGGUGGACUGUACAGAUUAGAUUUGGCCGACAUUAGCAACGGUGUGAAGCACGAGGUACAACCAUAUUUAAUUCUCGAGGAUGCGCAUUUGGGUGCUUUUACGGUGGACCACACGAACUUUCGACUGUUGGUUCCACAUCAUACGCAAAACACAGUAAUAUCCGUAUCGUUGGAUGGUCGCGAAGUUCUUGAUCUUCGUGCCAAUACGCAGAGCCCGAAAUUCAAUAACGUUGUCUCCCUAGCUAUGGCGAACGGAUUGUUUUAUUGGACUAAUGGUGAAGAAAUCCUCAAUGAAAACUAUCAUAGCGGCCAAAACAGAUACUUCCACAAUGCAUAUCCUACGCGCAGUUCUCCGUCUGACGGGUGCUUCAUUAGCGUGAGCGUGUUAAUGAAUGCAAGUCAGCCCAUCCCCGUUCCAGUAAAUCCUCCCACGGGAGUGCAAGCUGUCCUGGGAGCGGAAAGGGCGAAGGUUUCCUGGCAAGCUCCUCAUCUACUGGGUGGCCAGGGAAAGGGUGCAUGGCAAAACUGGUCAUACGAGCUCGAAAUCAAGGAUGAAUCUACGAGCGAAACCAUUCAUCAGAAGGAUGUCGCCGGCUCGUCCCACACCGUUCACAAUUUGCGAGAAAGAUCGGAAUAUUCGAUCAAAGCUGCGGCCUACACGAGCGCCGGUAGAGGACCAUGGUCCACGGAAUUUCGAGGGCGAACGUUAAGGGACGGUUCACACGCGUCUAUCUUGUGGUCGUCGAACGAGGGACUUUUGAGGAGCGACGUGACCGGCGAAAAUAUCGACACGCUCGUCUACAAAGCGAGCCUGAAAGAAUCCGAAAGCGAAUUCCACAUCGUCGACGUUAGCUGGUACAAGGACGUGUUGUACAUAGUUGGAAAUAAUUCUGCACUGUAUCGUUACAACGUCAGCAGUCAUCAGAAGAUGAAGCUCAACAUACAUUCGGUUGGCAGUGUCGCCGUGGAUUGGAUAUCGAAGAAGCUGUACUGGGCAAAUCCGAAGCAACAAAUUAUAACAAGAGCAAAUUUGAACGGAUCGCAUCAGGAACCAAUGUCCAUUCUAGCAAUCGUGAAGGAGCUGAUGAUCGACUCUUUGGAGGCGUAUUUGUACUGGUCCACUGGCCAUGCUGUGGAGGUUGCGCGAUUGAAUGGACAGGAUCGAAGAUACUAUCAUUCGGAUGAAAUUUUUAACGGCAAACAAGUAAUGGGGCUGACGCUCGAUACCGAGAAUCGAUACGUCUAUUGGAUCGUACGAAGCUACGAAAGCGGAUCCAUCGUCUAUCGGGCGCCUACGUCUGAGAAGAUCCCGAUGAAUCACAAAAUCGUUCCGGAGAAGGUCUCCGCUUUGCAACACCCCAACAUGCAAGGACCCUUGUGCUACUUUUCCGAGCACUUGCUGUGGCUGCAGGACGACAGAAACGCAGUGAUCGGUGAUCUGUCCGGGCAAAACACCGCUGUGAUCAACGGUAUCACUCUGUCUGGUCUGCACAUGGUGGCCGUUAUGGAUCCCGCUUUUCAUCAGUACCCGAAAAAUCUGACGUCAGAGACCGUAGUGGUCCUGCCGAAUGCCGUCAAUCUCGACAGCAUACGAGUUGAAGGGACUUGGAGGAACUUCAACAUAUCGUGGGACCCCGUGAAGAACAUCAAUUACGGCACGGUGUUCUACGAGGUCAAGUUCGCGGACUACAUCAACACGAAUUCGAACCCGGAGAUCACGAUUGAGACCACCAUGCCGUACAAUAAUUCAGACCAGAUCCUCCCCUAUUCCGUCCUGGAGGUCACCGUGAAGGCGUUCACCUACUGGGAGACCGCGCAUCACUCUCGGAAGAUCUUGCGAUCACCUCAGAGCGUGCCGACUCAGCCAACGUCGCCUAGAGCGUUCAUAGAGUUCUGCAAGGAAGUCCCAAGCGACGUUACUAACAUUACCGCGAUAUUCAGGUGGAGCCAACCUGAAUUUAGAAAUGGAAUAAUUCAGGGAUACACCGUGCAGUGCUGGUUUGUCGAGAACCGGGAAAGAAUCCAGGUCUGCAGGGACUACGACAUCCCAGCUACAACGCUCGAGCACAGAGUGCACAGUCUACUGGCCAAUACGACAUACUACUUUCAAGUACGAGCACGCACCGAGAUUGGUGCCGGCCCUUACACGGAUCUGAUCGGCGUGUCGACCGCCCACGAAAAUCCGGUGCCUUUAUUGCUGGUCGCCACGGCGGACGCCGUGAGGCUGGCUGAUCUGGACCAGGAGGCAAACGACACGCUCACCAGGCACAUCGCCAUAGAAGUCAGCUACUCAGCGGCGGAACGCAGAAUUUACUGGAUCAACGAGAUGCAAGAACUGGUCACGUCGUACAGAAACGGCACCAACGCCACGAAGAUACUGACUCUGAAGAACACCGCGUACAGCUUGUGCGUUGACUGGGUAGCGAGGAGUCUGUACUGGACGGAAUACUCGAGCAACACCGGCUACAUCAUGAAGCUGGACUUGACACUGUGGCAAGCCACUGGCGCGGUCGAGUAUGAAUGCAUCGUGAGGAGGACAAAGCGCGCGCUGAACUUGCAGAUUCUGCCGUCCAGAGGACUUCUAUACUGGAUCGAAUCGUCGAGCAGCCGGGGAACAAUAAUGCAGUCGAGCCUCGACGGCAGGCACGUGCAACACUUCUUCAGAAACGGGGACGAUACCUGCAACUGCCCGCGCAGACUGUCAACGGUCGUGUCCGCGAUAACGAUCGACGACACCAACGUCCACAGCCCGGUGAUGUAUUGGAUGUCAGUGGAGGGCAAUUUGUACGUCGCCGACAUUUUCGGCUGCACGUGUAACGAGGUGUUGAACUGGGAUAUCAGUGAAGAGACGUCGUCCCUCACAGUCGACAAGAUAAACGUCUACUGGUCCAGCGUAGCAGAGGAUCGGAUCUACUUCCUGAAGAAGGAACGUCUGCCCUUCGCGAGCGUGGGAAACGCAUCGGAAGUGAAGAGCUUCUAUCUGCCUAGCGUACGCAGCAUCACCGCUCUCGGCGAGUCGUUGCAGCCGUAUCCGAAUGCGAGUUGCCUGGUACCACGCCGAGAACAGUACAAGGUCACGGUGAACAAGACCAUGUCGAACAGCAUCAUCGUGAAGCUUCCGGAGCCGAUUACCGAGCACGGCUGCGAGAGGUACAAUCUGCCUACCACGCUCUACGUCAUCAGCGUAUCUCAAUGCGUGGACAUGAAGGAUGUCGGUGGCGUCAGGGAGUGCAGACGGACGAGCGGGGAAAUCACGGUAGAGACGUACGAGCGGCGUCACGAAAUCCAGAAUCUCAGGACGUUCACGAUGUACACGCUGAGGCUGGCGCUGACCAACCAUUACGCCAAGUCGGCCAGCCUGAAAUUCGGACCAAGCGUGACGCUGAUGACCGGUCCGGGUACUCCCAGCGCGCCGGAAAAUGUCACGGUCCAAGUGCUGACGCCGGUGCUGGCGGCGGUCUACUGGGCACCACCUAGGAUACUGAACUCCGCAAAAGUCUACUAUGAGAUUCACUGGAGGUCAAUUAGCCUGGUGAACGGUGUGCGACAGAAGGGCGAGCAAUUGAUCAAGGUGGAGCCCGAACGCACGGCGGACGGCAGAUUCUUCACAACGUUGCAGCCGCUGCUACCCGGGCAGGAGUACCUGGUAUUCGUACGCGUGUACCCCGCGAAUUACAGCAACAAUUACAACGAGAGCGUCAGCAAAACUAUCCGCAUGUACCCGGAGCCGAACAACCUGACGGUGAGCGGAGCCACCGUGGACAACUUGAACGUUUCUUGGGUACCGAGCAAUCUGACGUCGUUGUACGCGCUGCAGUACACGGACGUCGCGGUGGAGCAUUGGCGAAACGCGAGCGAUAUUCUAAGGGGAAGGAACAACGUGACGUACCGCAUAAAAGGCCUGCAGCCGCGUACUCUGUACAAGUUCCGCCUUUUGCUGAGGUACCCCGCGUACAAGGAGGACUUCGUAUGGUCGCCCGACGCGAAAUUUACGUUCCAAACACUUGGUGAUGUCCCGAGCGCUCCCGGAGUGCCUACAGUGACGAAAGUCCGCAAUUCCGUGUAUCAACUAAAUUGGGAGCCCGCGCAAGCUCACGGCUCGCAGGUGACUCUGUAUCGUCUAGAGAGUUGCUUGAUCGUCGAUGAUGAUCGCAAGAAGGCCAACGAGAGUGAGCACUGGAAUCUGUGUUACAACGGAACGGACAAUUACUGGAUAAUCACCGGAGACAUGGAUCAGAAGUAUCGGUUUCGCGUACAGGCGAAAAACGCUUAUGGCUUCGGCACGUGGAGCAAGCCGAGCAUGAUCGUCGAUCUGACGGAAUUUGCCGGUGGGAUAUUGGCCACGCAACAGCAUCUACCGUUAAUGCUAGGCUUCAUCGCGAUCGUCAUCAUCAUAAUGCUGGCGUGCUUCUGCUACUUCUUCUUCCCAGUGUACCGACAACGCAAGGAGGACAAGAAAGCAAUUUUGCCUCCAAUAGUACCCGGUGUUGAGCUGGCGACUCUGCGAGAGAUGCCGCGCGGAAAUUUCGUUCAGUCCAACGUGCUCUACGCUUCGACGUUGCAAUGUGAUCCGGACGACUCGGCGUUGCCCAAAAUCAGGCAAGAUCAAAUCACAUUAGCGAAGUUCCUGGGCAGUGGCGCUUUCGGAAAGGUAUUUCAGGGAAAUGCUAGGGAUUUAGAGGGACCGGGCAUCACGCCCGUUGCCAUAAAGAUGUUACGGAAAGAUGCUUCCUCGCAGGAGAAGACAGAGUUCCUGCAGGAAGCCAGGCUCAUGAGCCACUUUCGGCACAAGCAUGUGUUAAGAUUGCUGGGCGUCUGCCUGGACACGGAUCCUCCGUUACUCGUAUUGGAACUGAUGGAAGCCGGUGACUUGCUGAGCUACUUGAGGGACAGUCGAUCCCUGCAACCGACAGACACGCACGCUCUGCGUCUGCAGGACCUGCUCGCCAUGUGCGAGGACGUCGCACGGGGCUGUCGUUACUUGGAGGAGCUGCAUUUCGUACACAGGGACCUCGCGUGCCGAAAUUGUCUAGUGUCCGCGAGGGAUCGCGAGAACCGCGUUGUGAAAAUCGGCGAUUUCGGACUGGCCAGAGAUAUCUACAAAAAUGAUUAUUACCGCAAGGAAGGAGAAGGCUUGCUUCCCGUUCGCUGGAUGGCACCGGAAUCCUUGGUGGACGGAGUGUUCACCUCGCAGAGCGAUGUUUGGGCAUUCGGAGUGCUGAUAUGGGAAAUUACAUCGUUGGGCCAGCAGCCGUACCCUGCCAGAACCAACCUCGAGGUUCUGCACUACGUGCGUGCGGGCGGCAGACUGCCGAAGCCCCUCAAUUGUCCACCGUCGUUGCAUCAGCUGAUGCUGCGUUGCUGGAGUACGGCGGACGCCAGGCCGAGCUUCAAAGUCUGCCUCGAGAAUAUUAUCGCUUUACGAAGCAAUAUAGAAGACGCUAUACUGAGUCCGGUGCACACUGGGCAUUAUCUUGCGAUAGCGCGCAAAGGCGUGUCUAACAUGGCUUACUUUGCUGACGAGAAUCAGAAUCAUAAUAAUUCAGGGAACUCGUGGAAGUCCAGCAGCUCGGAGGAGAGCCGGGAUAUCCAGCCCUUCCUCCAAUACUCGAAUGACACUGCUCUCGGCCCGCAGUCCGGCGAGGGUCCGAAAUAUCUAGAAUUAUUAGCGGACAACGAGGAUUCCGCCUCGCGGGAGAACCCCACGAGCGGCUACGAGGUGCCGCGCUCGAUCCACGUCUCGGAUCAGAACCUGGCGAUAUACAGACUCAACUAUACGAAUCAAGACCGCAAGAGCAGCCUGCCUACCGAAGCCGCGCAGGAGCGCAAGGAGUGCUCGACGGAGGAGCGGAAGCAACUCGACGGGAAGCUGUACGACAAGAGACCGUCGAUCGCUAGUCUAAAUCUGCCGGAUCGCAAGGGCGCGUCGGUUUCCGGCAUGCCGGAGAAGUGCAACACGUUGGACAGCGCGAAAUCGGCGAGGGCGGCGCUGAAGAGGGACUCGUUCUCGUCGUUGAACGGCCACCGCAAGUACCGGGCCGGCCUGAACGAGCGGAGAGACUCGGAGGCGAGCAUCGGCGACAGGAGCAGCAGCUCGCACAGUCUGGCGCCGUCCACGCGCCCCAGCUCGUCACUGAUCAACUCGCAGACGGCCUUGACGUGCGUUCUGAAGAACAACGUCGUCGAGAACGUCGUCGUCGGGGAGACCUCCCCGAACGAGACCGCGGUGCCGAAGAGCACGUUGCCGAAGGUCCAGCGGACCCACUCGAGUCUGCAGAACGGCAAGGCGAACAUACCGCUCGUGAUAAACAGUGCCUUGCUGAAUCUGCUGAGGCAGACGCCCGUCGUCGAGGACGGCGGCAACAUCGUCACGUACACGAACAUAAGCGCGGAUGCCGUCAGAGUGAACGGAUCGUAAACGAAUACUGAUCGCUCCGAGGAAAGACUCCGGAGACUCGCACGAAUUCUGCCUUUUUGAACUCGAGCGAAAUCGAUGAUCAGUAAUCUCGAGGCGAGUUCGAGUUUGAACCAGUGAAUCUAAAUGACAGUUUUGCUCAAAUCCUUCCUUCUCUAUCGUUUCAUCCUAAAGCGGUGCCUUAAACGCGUACGAGCCACGUGUACUCUCGUGCGCUGAUAAAAUACUACUCGUAUCAUUAAAUAACCGAACGCGAAGGAAUGAGUUUAUAAGAAAUAUACGGGGGGAACAAAGUGGAAUACCUUUAGACUGCCAUUAAUUAUUGUACAUACGUGAACUUUUAUACUGGAGGAGCCGCUCUGCGCGGCCCGUGGCAGGCCGCUCUGAGACGCCUAAAAUCUCAGGCGGUUUCCCUAACAGUCUCGUGAAAAUUUUAUUUAACGUAGGAACGAUGUAUCGACAACAAGGACAACGGCGGAUGUAAAGUAUAGCUCGACUUUAUGAUUGCUGUUUAAAAUAACGUAUUUAUUGAACAAUCUAUAUAAGUAUCUCACUGUUCAUUGUACAAAUUUUACAUUUGAUGAUAAUUAAUAAAUACGGAAAUUGUUAAGUUUUCUACGUAAUUUUAACGAAUAUGAAAAUGUAUGUGUUACGACUUUAUUACCGAACAAAUAUAAGUUUGUAUACGUGUGCUACUGCGUAAAAUUUCGUGCCGAUGGACUGACUAUAUACUUGAAAUUUGUAUUUUCGAGUUACGUUAUAAGAUAGCAAAGCAAUGCGGCAGCCAAUGAAUAUUAGAGUUACAAUUGUAAAUAAUACAUUAUAAAUGAUUUGAA
Molecule: messenger RNA, 8678 nt
Organism: Ooceraea biroi (clonal raider ant)
Lineage: Eukaryota; Metazoa; Arthropoda; Insecta; Hymenoptera; Formicidae
Gene: sev
Product: receptor protein-tyrosine kinase sevenless
Biological process (GO): protein phosphorylation; multicellular organism development; cell surface receptor protein tyrosine kinase signaling pathway
Cellular component (GO): plasma membrane; signaling receptor complex
Molecular function (GO): ATP binding; transmembrane receptor protein tyrosine kinase activity; protein binding
Source: RefSeq, a predicted model, not a curated record